Molecule: messenger RNA, 306 nt
Organism: Penicillium nucicola
Lineage: Eukaryota; Fungi; Ascomycota; Eurotiomycetes; Eurotiales; Aspergillaceae
Product: ATPase inhibitor IATP mitochondria
Exons: 4
Coding region: 1-306 (101 amino acids)
Biological process (GO): negative regulation of ATP-dependent activity
Cellular component (GO): mitochondrion
Molecular function (GO): ATPase inhibitor activity
Source: RefSeq, a predicted model, not a curated record
AUGCAAUCAGCCCUUUCGCGACCCAUUUCCCGAGUGUUCAAUCCAUCAAUUAUCCGAUCAUUCUCAGUUGCUCCCGCUAUUAUGGCUGCCGGUGAUCUAGGGUCUCCCAAGUCGCGGGGUUUUAUGGCCGAAAAGGAUUCCUUUGCGCGACGUGAGGCCGCGCAAGAACUUAUGUAUAUUCGGGAGCAAGAGAUAGAGAAGGUUAAGCGUCUUCGGCAGAAGAUCAAGGAACAGCGCCAGCAUAUGGAUGAACUUGACAAACAUCUUGAGGAGUUCACCAACAGCCAGGGUGGUGAACAGAACUAA